AUGGGAAAUCACCAAGGAGGCCUAUUUUUAAGAUUAAUUUAUUUAUAAUAUUUAUUGCAGACAAUUUUUGAGUCCUAGGCUACAAGCUUUCUCACCAUCUUUUACUCCAGAGCAGUUCUGCCAAAAAGAUUUUAUGGCCGCAUGUUGGCUUGAGUCUGCUUAAUCUUUGCCUCAGGCAGGUUUAUUUGCAUAAUUAUCUCAAAAAAGGAUUGACCCCAGAAAGAAUAUUGCGAGGGAAAAAUAAUAUAAAACUUAAUUUUUAAAAGCACACUUCUACAAGAAAUAAGAUACCUGGUAUACCAUCUUUUUAACUAUUCAAGAAGGCCAAAUUUAUAUAUCUUUAGAGUCAAACAAAGUGAAUGUAGGCGAUAUUCUCUCAGGAAGUGUUCACAUUUAUUUAAAAGAACAAAUUUCUGACCCGCAUCUUCUCCUCAUCUUCAAAGGAAGCGAAUCUGUCGAAUUUAAUACAGUGGAAACUAGCUACAACAGGAAUAAAACGAAUAUACGUUUUAUAAAGCAUACAGGAAAGCAAGCAAUUUGUGAGCUUAAAGUAAUGCUAUUAGCUUGAAAAAAUGCAACAGUUUUUCCAGGGAACUAUUCCUUCCCAUUUCAGAUAAAAAUUUAUGACUCAAUUCUGCCGACUUUUUCUUCAAUUUUUGACUCUUCUGGAUUUGCAAAAAUUGAAUAUAAGAUUAAAGCCCAACUGCAAGCUAAAAGUUUAAAUCCGAUAAAAUAUAAACAAACAAUAUCAGUUUUUGCUAGCAAACUAAAAUUAUCACAAGCUCUAUAUCCAUCAAAGACUAUGAAUGAAAGUGUAGGGCGCGGAUGUUUUUUAUUCUGCUAUAAGAAUGAAAUUUCAAUUGCGAAAAUAUGGAUAGAUGGGUACAGAUUUGCGAAAUCAGAUAGCAUCGAUAUUAAUUUAGAGACAAAUUUGUCUAAUUUCUCUGCGAGAAUAAAGAGAGUAGAAAUUGAGAUGAUGAAAGUUAUUUCUGUGACUGCUAAUAAGACUAAUAAAAUGAUCAAAAGCGAAUCUCAAAAAAUCUGGAAGAAAAACUUUUAUCCUGAAAUUAUGCCUCGGUCUGGGGUACAAGUUCAAAAGUUUACAAUAGCUGUGGUAGAAAUGCUGGCAAAUGAAAAUUGUUUUACGAUGAAAUCGAGUUUGAUUAAAUGCCAGUAUGUAAUUAGAGUUAAAUUGCAUACAGAUUAUUAUUGUUGUAAGUGCUAUGGAUUCGAAGAAGUGAACCAAGGAGUUGUGAUUCUCCCUUUACAUGAUAAUAAAAUGGCUUUGGAUUAAAGGAAAUUCACUCUGUGAACUCUUUCCCUCUGUGAAUUCUUUCCCUCUACCAGAUUUUAUUAUUAGGGGUUAGAUUUUACACGUGGACUUCUUUAUAAGAGGAGGAGAUGAAAUUUCUACUUCGCCCACCUGUGUGUCGUGUUUUACUAUAUAAAAGGCAGGACCCUUAGGUCAAACAGGAGCUAGAGGAAAGUUGUAUAGAGUAAGGCAGUGCGCCAAGCCGCAAGUGUUUCUGUACUUCUGGGUUCCCAAAUUGCUUUACGGAGACUUGCAAGAGCAAAUCAGACUGUAAGGCCCAAGAUGAACUAGUGAGUAGCGAUCAGACGCAGAAAAAAAAACUUCUCGUGACGCUGCACAACUAGAAGUUAGCUAAAUUAUGUAAUUUUUUGUUGCUGCUGUUGUGAUUCUCCCUUUACAGUAGAAGUGGAAAGAGUUCCUCCUCCAAUUCCUCCGGAAGAAUGGAAAUCAAGUGUAUUGCCUUGUUCAUCGAUAAGUUAUGAAACUCAAGAUACAAUGUCUUCUAAUACUGCUCUUAUAAAAUCAUUUGUCUCAGUCCCUCUCUUGGAUAGUGAGUAA
Blepharisma stoltei is the source of this 1870-nucleotide messenger RNA. Lineage: Eukaryota; Ciliophora; Heterotrichea; Heterotrichida; Blepharismidae. The record is from the annotation of a GenBank genome assembly.